This is a messenger RNA of Nannizzia gypsea CBS 118893, 963 nucleotides long. RefSeq lists its product as hypothetical. Bases 1 to 963 code for a protein of 320 amino acids. Lineage: Eukaryota; Fungi; Ascomycota; Eurotiomycetes; Onygenales; Arthrodermataceae. The transcript has 4 exons. The record is from RefSeq and is a predicted model, not a curated record.
AUGCAUCUCGGGCAAGGAUACCAAUUGACUGACUGGACAAGAUGCGCCGGACGCGGGUGCUGCUGCAGGCUCGCCGGCCUCUCUCCCUUCCCAAGUCGCCCUCUCCUCUGCGCCGGAGAAAGAGAAUGUCUCUUCAAAGUCGAAAACGAGAGUGCGCCCCGUGGCGAUGACGGUGGCGCAGUGGGCAUGUUUACUCUGUCUGCUACGCAAGCUACUGUACACGACCUUCGCAAGGCCAGCGACUUCAGCACCAUCUAUCCGUCAACAGCGAUGUAUCAGAACCGGUACAAGAAGACCGCCGGCCAGUACGACAGCGACGUAGACAUGGCCGAGCGCAUGAUGCGCAUGGGCAAGAAGCGACGCGACCUCGUCCGCCAGGCCCGGGGGAGACGUGCUGGAGGUGAGCGUGGGCACUGGCCGCAACCUGCCUUACUACCUGCUGGGCGAGCGACGGGGCGUGGACAAGGACGGCAAGGCAGCAGUGCUGGGCUGUCGCAGCGUGACUUUUAUCGACCUGUGGCCGGAGAUGGUGGACAUUGCGCGGACGCGAUGUCAGAUAUCUCCCCGCCUGGCAGUAAAGGAAGUAAAGGGGAAAGGCAGAAGUUCGACACGGUGGUGCAGACGAUGGGCCUGUGUUCGCACCCUGAGCCGGUGAAGCUGCUGCAGCAUCUGGGUCGACUUACCAAAGGACCAGAAGAAGGAGGAGGAGGAGGAGGGAGGAUCCUGCUGCUGGAGCAUGGACGCGGCCACUACGGCUGGCUCAACGGGCUGCUGGACGGUCUGGCGGCUGCCCACGCCGACCGCCACGGCUGCUGGUGGAACCGGGACAUCGGCGAGAUCGUGAGGCAGAGCGGGCUGGAGGUGGUCGAGGCAAGGCGCUACCACCUAGGGACGACCUGGGAGUUUACCCUGAAGCCAGCAGAAGUAUCAGAAGUAUCGCAGGUAUCAGAAGUAUCACAGUAG